Nilaparvata lugens (brown planthopper) is the source of this 7748-nucleotide messenger RNA. RefSeq names its product uveal autoantigen with coiled-coil domains and ankyrin repeats-like. The record is from RefSeq and is a predicted model, not a curated record. Gene Ontology annotation, molecular function: protein binding. NCBI's taxonomy places the organism in Eukaryota, Metazoa, Arthropoda, Insecta, Hemiptera, Delphacidae. The coding region runs from base 109 to 5847 and encodes 1912 amino acids. The transcript is spliced from 16 exons.
UAGAUAAUGUAUUGCAAAUUAACUUGAUGUAAGACUUUUUUUAUUGUGAAUAAGCUGUUUUACUGGACAAUUUGUUUCUGAACAAAGUGUAUUGUGUGAUGCGAGAAAAUGAGUGUGCUAGAUCCAACGGCAAACCCUCUGGUGGGAGCUUUAGGCAUGGCCGAGUGUGUCAACUCUAUGACAUGGCUGUGGUUGAAACAGAAAGAAAUCACUCAGGAAGAGAGAGCUAAGAGAACGGCGAGAUUCUGGAGUGGACGACGGGGUUACAUUAAAAGAAAGUUGCGUGGAGUGGGCAUGACAGCGGCGCUAAGGCCGGGCGAGUUCCGUCCGCGCCUGGAGGCGGUGUCCGAGAUGUCCGGGGGUGUGGGGGGCAGGGGGGGCGAGACCAUCAGCAUGGCGGCCGUGCCGGAGGGGGCCACCCCGCUCAUGUAUGCCUGCCAACAGUCACGGGUCACCGAGCUCGCCAACAUGAUCAAUGCCAAGCCGGGCAACAUCCGUGACCGUGAUCGCACACUGAAGACGGCGCUGCACUACUGUGCCGAGAACCAGAAGCCCGACUGCGCCGAGCUGUUGGUGACGUCUGCACCUGACCUGGUGGACGCCCGCGACGAGGAUGGCUACACACCGCUGCAUCUGGCCGUCAUUGCUGGCAACAUCCCCUUCCUGCGAUUCCUGCUGGCGCGAGGCGCGUCGCUCGCCGCUCUCGACAACGAACGUCACUCAGUCGUGCACUGGGCCACCGUGUGCGGCGAAUUGGAGGCACUGGAGACGGUGCUGGGGGCGGGUGCGGAGGCGUCGUCGGCGGACAUGCAUGGCGGCUACCCGGUGCACUACGCGGCGCAGAUGUGUGGCCCCGGGGGCGGCGCGGAGGCGGCAGGCGGCGGUGACAAGUCGGUCGGCAUGGCUGUGCUUACCGCCCUCCUCGAGCACAAGGUGCCCGUCAACGUCACCGACAAAGAUGGCCGCCAGCCCAUACUGUGGGCCGCUAGUGCUGGUAGUGCAGAUGCAAUUCUGGCUUUGGUGAAUGCGGGAGCCAAUGUAGAGGCGGAUGAUAAGGAUGGUUUGACAGCACUGCACUGCGCAGCCAGCCGAGGCCACACCGAAUGCCUGGAGACGCUGAUCACUCUGUGUGGCGCACAGGUCGACCUGAUGGACAGCAACGGCUGCACGGCUCUGUUCUAUGCGGCCACGCUCGGUCACGCCGACGCCACACACCUGCUGCUCACGCUCAACGCACAGCCCAACCGUCAGGACCGCAAGGGCCGCACGCCAGCACAUUGCGGCGCGGCGAAGGGCCAGCUGGAGACGCUUCGCCUUUUGUCGGAGUAUAACGCCGACCUAUGGCUGCGAAACGCCAAGGGCGACUACGCGCUGCAUGAGGCCGUGGCGUCGGGACGCAAAGAGCUUGUCACCUGGCUGCUCGCCCAGCGUCCCGACGCCGUCAAUGCAGCCAACAACGACGGUCGACAGCCGCUACACAUCGCCGCCAUCUACAACAACGUCCAAAUGUGCAAGGUUACAGAGGUACACAGUUUUGAAUAUAGAAAUUGGUCAUUUUUUCAUAAACGUAUGUUUCAUGCUCUCGAUUACACCUCACGAAGGGCGCACAGUCCUCCAAAAUUGGAGUGGGAAGGCAGAGGGCUUCGGAUUAACGGCCAAGAGCUCACGAAUCUCCGAUUUGCAGAUGAUGUUAUGAUCAUAGCAAGCAGCGCUAUAGAGAUGAAGGGAAUGAUAGAGGAAUUAGUUGGUGCUAGUGAAGCGAUGGGUCUCCAUCUAAAUGCACAGAAGACAAGAAUAAUGACCAAUGCAGAAAGAAUAAGUGUGCAAGUAGGCUGCGGAAGUAUUGAGUAUGUGGAGGAAUAUGAGUAUCUGGGUCAGAUUCUAUCAUUCACGAAUAGAGCGGCAAAGGAAGUGAAACACAGGAUUGACAAAGGAUGGAAAAAGUAUUGGGCUUUGAAAAGAAUAUUUAAGGGAAACUAUUCCAACAAUCUAAAAGCGAGAACUCUAUCAAUGUGCGUAUACCCUGCAAUACUAUAUGGAGCGCAGACCUGGGCACUCACAGAAAAUCAAGAUAAGAAGCUGGAGACGACGCAAACUAAAAUGCUGAGAAGUAUUCUUGGCCUGAAGCAAGUACAAAGAGUUACAAACAGGGAUAUAUUAAGGAAAGUAAAGGUGAAGUACUUGCAAAAAGAGGCUCAUGUAAUGAAAUGGAAGUGGGCCGGACACGUAGCGAGACUGCCUGAAGAUCGAUGGACAAGGAUUUGCACGGAGUGGGUACCGAUGGACAGGACCAGGAGACGAGGACGGCCACCGACCAGAUGGAGGGACGAGUUGUGCCAGAGAGUGGGCCAUGCAUGGGCGACUACGGCCAGAAAUAGGACAGAGAUUGAGCAACGUGAGGCGCGAUCUCGAGGGACAACGCCGGACAUGUUGAAUGUGCCGAAGGGGGCUGGCAGAGGGGGCAAGGAGCCGCGCUCCCUGCAGACCAGUCCGGUCACCAUCACUGGCAACAAACAGCUCACUCUGGUCGACGCUUCUCACAACAGUCACAUUCUACAAGUUCACGUUCAAGAUCAGUUGAGUGUGAUGGGAGAUGAAAGUCAGGAAGUGAGUGAGAGUGGAGCAGACCGGAGAACAAAGAAGAGACGCCACAAAAGACACUCGCGGAGGACCGACGACGACGAUUACGCCAGCGGGGACAGUGACUCGAGGGACAGGCGGAGGAGGAGACGCCGAGACGAGGAGAGCUCUGAGGAGGAUGAAGAUGAGCUGGAGGAUGGCGAAGAAGAGGAAGAAGGAAGCGGAUCGAGAGGCGGAAGGAAACGAAGAGGAGGGAGAAGGGAGAGAGAAAGGACGGAUGGAAGCGAUUAUGAGUCAGACGAGAGUGAGCACUCGCGAAGAGGCAGAAGAAGGAGAGAUAAGAAUCGGAGAGGAAAAAAAGAAAGGAGAAGUUUGAGAAGGGAGAGGAGUGAUGAUUUGAAUGAUGGAGAUGAUCAAAAGAGGCGAUCAACUAAAGGUAGGGAGAGGAAACGAGUGAUCAAAGAAGAAACAAAACGGUCCGAGAUAAUCAAAAGCAAAAAAGUAAUUGAGGAAUCCAUGGAUGACGAUGAGACUCCUCAAGUAACCAAGUCCAGUAUCACUACCAGUCAAGAGACUAAGGAGCAGACAUUGAAGACUGUCAGCGAAGUGAUUGAUGGAGAAGAGGUGCCAAAUGAGAGUGAGAAAACAGGGGAAGAAAGAGUGAUUCAAGUAGUUGAAGCUGAGGUUCACCAGGAACAACAGAAUGAAGAGGAUGCACAAGAUGGAAGAGCUUCCAAAACAGAAACUCAAACAGAUGAUCAGGGUGAAAGCACCACAGCAGAAGGCGAACCUUCAAAGAAAGCGAAUCGGAAAUCAAAGUUGAAAAAGAUGGACAAAGAAGAGAUCACUUCUAAACAAUCAGAGUCACAAAAAUCUGAAAGUGUAGCUGCAGUUAGUGCGGCUGAAGACGAUAAUGAAGCAGCAGAGAGAGCAGCCAAAUUGGAGGAGCAGAGAAAAAGUGAAGAGGAAGAAGAGGAAAAGAUGAGACAAGAGGAGGAAAGGAAGAAGCAAGAGGAGGAAAGGAAGAGACAAGAGGAGGAAGAAGAAAAACGACGAUCGGAGGAAGAGGAAGAACGAAAGAGACAGGAGGAGGAGGAAGAAAAAAGACGAUCAGAGGAAGAGGAAGAACGUAAGAGACAGGAGGAGGAAGAAGAAAAGAGACGAUCAGAAGAAGAGGAGGAGAGGAAAGCACAGGAAGAAGCUGAACGUCUAGCUAGAGAGGAAGCUGAAAGAAAAGCUAAGGAAGAAGCUGAAAGAAGGGCUAGAGAAGAAGCUGAGAGGAUAGCUAGGGAGGAGGCGGAGAGGAAAGCCAGAGAAGAAGCAGAGGAAGCCGAAAGGAAGGCAAAAGAAGAAGCGGAGAGGAUAGCAAAGGAAGAAUCAGAGAAGAAAGCGAGAGAAGAAGCUGAGAGGAAGGCUCAAGAAGAAGCUGAAAGGAAGGCUCUGGAAGAGAAGAAGCAGGGUAGGAUGGCUGUGGAGGUGAAGAAGUAUGAAGAUGUCACAACUGUUAUUGAAAACAUGAAAGGGGAUGCUGACAAAGCUGGUGAUGGAAACGAGCCAAUUGCAGAAGAACAAAUCAACAAAACUACAAUACAAACUACAGAAAGCGCCCCUCCACAGGAGGUUGUAGAAUCAGACGACACUGGAGCAGCCAGAUCAGAAGUCUCAAUGCUGAAAACACCGAGAUCACCAUCCGUCCAAAGUUCGCCAAGAACGCCUGAAACGGCCACUCCCCGAAGAAGAUCCAACAGACUAGCAGCCGAGUUCAAAAAGUAUGAAGACGUGAAGACAGUAGUGGGAAACAUGAAGAAUCAUGUGCAAAUUGCUAACGGAAAGCAUGAUAGGAUGGCUGUGGAGGUGAAGAAGUAUGAGGAUGUGAAGACUGUCAUUGAGAAUAUGAAGGGGGAUGGUGAGGAGGAUUAUGAAGAGGAGGAGCAGGUUGUCAAGAAAUCGCCACGUCGAGGGAAGGCGAAAGAUGGUGAGAGGAAGAAGGUGAGGAGUAAAUCGAGGGAUAGGAAAGAGGGUGGAGAAGAAGAUGGGGAAGCAGGAGGUGUACAGAGGAGGAAAGCCUCAGGGAAGAAAAAGGGGGUGAGAGUGAAUGAGGGAGGAAAAACGAAGAGGGAAGUGAGUGUGGCUAUGGACAAGAUAGUGGAUGAGUCGGAUUCUAAGGGAGGUGGUAAUGAGGAGGAGCAGGAAGACGAGGAGGAGGAGGAUGAGGAGUUCUACAGUGACAAGUCGAUGUCGGGGGAUGAGGAGAGUGUGGACCUAGACCCGGGGCGCGCGCUGGUGAAGAUCAUAGGGCGGGCGAGGGAGGAGCGCGAGCCGCGGAGUCGCCGACGGAGGCGGAAGAUGAGCGGAGACCGACCGGCCCGCGCACGCAGCUCCUUCUCAGUGGUCAGCGACUCUCUCAGCACUCAUCUCGACUCCGGAUUCGAACCAUCACCUCGCAAUGACCGAAUCAAUGAAGCACGGGACCGAAGGAGGGACAGAAGUGCUGGACCAGAAUUGACGCCAGCCAGUGUUACUCAAGCAGUCCAGCACAGCAUUAGAAGAUAUCACUUGGAGAGAAGGAUCUUCCACGAGCUGUUGGAAUUGAAAAGACUGCAGAUAAGAGCCGGCCGGAGCAACGAAGCUGUGCUGGUGAAGCGCCUGGCAGAGGAGUACAGGAAGGCUGCUCUCGAUGUCGGCCUCAUACCCUACCAGGGCCCAUUCUCCUUUAGAACUUUCGAAAACUAUUUAUAUGAUCAACUGAGAAAACUUCAGAUUGCCGAACGAAAAAUGGUUCCGAAACUGCAGUCGAACGAUGAGUUGGAGCGUUUGACGGCGGCGCUGAGGAAAACGCGCGCUGGAAAGGCUUUCCUUGAGUCGGUGCCUGAUAGUCCGGCAUAUUGCACGCACUCCACCCAUCGCUGCAGCCAUGCCACCCACGCAUACACCGGCAUUCCUUGUGCUGCCUACAUUACGAAAGCCAACCACCACACAGUGCCGAAACCUCCCCGCAGCGGCUUCCUGCCGAAGAUCGAGGCGCCCGACAAGCGCUCCAAGGAGGGGCAAAGUGCCGAGAUAGCGCGCUGUCUGCGCUACGUGGACCCCUCCCGCCCCGUCACCCUCGAGCUCAGCCAUGGCAAGGACCGACAAGUCAUUUCGCUGCCCACCGAAAACCUCGACAAAAACAAACGCUACUACGUCACAUUCACGAUCAAGGGCGGCGAAUCGGCGUCGGAAACCACCGGCGACGAGAGGAAGCACAGACACGCCAAGAGCUUCUAGCAGGCGCCUCCGGACAAUGUCCACCCCCGCAAACCAAAGAAAAAAUAGACUUUUCUACUUUUAUAACGACUAAAUCAAACCGGGACAUCAAUUAAAUUGUUGCAGACAUCGUCGAAAGUGAUGAACAAUGAUGAACUAUGUUGUGCUGGUUGAAGAAGGUUGCAAUGGAUUGUAAUUACAUUGUUCCCGAAGCUCAGCUGAAAGCUCCGUAAGUUUUGUAGGUCUAUUUCAUAAAUGGAAUCUCAUCAUAUCUGCAAAGAAGGAAUGUUUCGUACGUAAGGAAGGUCUAACUUAUAAAUGGGAGGGCUAUCAUCUGCAAAAAAGGUAUCAAUUACUUUCAAGAAUAAUAAAAUAUGCUGUGAAGAGCAAAGAUCAACCAGUGAAGUAGCAAGCAGGCUACUGCCCAGUAUAUACUGUCAGCAAUUAAAUUCCCACAUAGCUACUGUAAAACGUGUUUCCUUAUGGUCCAAAAAGCGAGCGUUGCAUUCCGGAAAAAAAUUGUUUUCUUGGAGAAGCUUGUAUCAAGAGUAAAAUAAUACAAAAUGAUCAAGAUUGAUAGUAAUUAAUUCAGAUUAAAUUGGUUAAAUGAAUUUUUAAAUCGUUUUUGCUCAAAAUAAAUUAUUUCCUCGCUUAUUUCUAUUAACAUAGGAUUGUUACCAUACUAAACUAAGAAUUUCUGUAUUUAUUUUCAUGAAAAUUCUUAUUUUGUAGAUAAUUUGUUGAAUUGAUUUGUUUUAAUUUUCUUGUUGAUUUAGCUAUCUUGUUUUGAAGAGACAUUGUUAAUUAUUAGUCCUAUACGUUGAGCUUGGGAAUUUAUAUGCUUUGAUUUAUUCCCUUGUCUUAUCAGUAGGUACCAUAAUCAUUAUUCUGUUGAUGAUAUUGUUGAAUUUGAAAGUUUUUGUUAUUAUUAAUGAAUUCCAAUACUAUGAUAUUUUCAACUGAAAUGAACAUUCAUUUUGUUUAUUUAUUAAAUGAAAAUAGAAAUAUGCUGCAACAUUUCAACUCGGUGCGGUACUUAUGAGCUGUGAUCAACAAAUUAUUGUACUGUGAUCACCAUUUCUUGCACUUCACAAUAGUCUUAAAUCAUUUCUAUUCCUUUUAAUCAAAAAAGGAAAAAUUUAAUCCUGUCAGAAAGUAAAAGCAAACUCCAAUAAAAUGAAUUAAAAUGUUCAAUUUAUUUGGAUGUUAAAUGAAAUGAAAACUCAUUAUAAAGUGGAAUAUAUUUUAUGAGAAACUGGCGACAGAGUGCACAGGAUAGAGACGAAUGGAGGCGCUAUGUUGAGGAGGCCAAAGUCCACCCCAGGACUACAGAGCCGGAUAAAGCAAAGCAAAGCAUAUUUUAUGAGAUAAAAUAAUUCCAAAAUAAAGUGUAGUUUUGAAAACCAUCAUCAACUUACUAAAAAGGACUGGAAUGAAUAAUUUAAUUUUAAAUAAGAGUUAAAAGUGCAGAGUGAACUAAUAUUUAAAUGCGUAAGCUUAAAUCUUUAUGUUUCCUCUAGAAAAGAUAAAGCAGUAGACUAUCAUUGUUCAAAUAGAAGAAACAAAUGAUUAAAAGAAAGUUUAAUUGAAUUAUUAAAGAAUUUAUAUUCUUAUAUUCUAUAUGGAAUCAGAAACAGCAUAAUCAUCUCAACUAUGUUGCAUUCUUCAAUUAAAUUCUAUUUUUUUCUGAUAAAUAAAUAUUUUCAGUUUGAAUAGGUAUUUGACUGUUUCCAGUAACAAACAUAUUUUGACGUAUAUGUUUGGCUAAAAUUUUAUCCUUGAAAAUAUGUGAGACCAACCGACCUGAAAUUGAAUAUUACUGGUGUAAUAUAAUUACUAAUGUAACAAUGCAUAUUCUCUACUAAAUACUAUGGAAUGUGCAUUAUAUAACUCAAAAUGAUGAGUUGAUAAUUCUCUCAGAU